AUGAAGUUGCACACAAUGAUACGAUUUCUUCUUUCCGUGUGCUGCAUUGUGAACGUCUUCGAAUCAGCAGAUUUGGCCUUCAUACCGCUCACCAAAGCGUUUCUUGACAAACUGAAAAAUGAAACUUUGUACAACAGAUUUGCAACUCCAACACAAUAUGACGGUGUCCCUACAAACGUCACAUUAUCUAUGUUUAUCGAAGGAAUGAGCUCAUUCAGUGCUCAAACAAUGGAUUACCAUCUAGACGUGUAUUUUCAAGAAGAAUGGUACGACCAUCGUCUUGCUCACAAUGCUUCGGCUCCAAUUCUUGUCCGAGACUUGACAGUUUUCAAAAUGAUGUGGCACCCGGAUGUAUAUUUUGCAAAUGCAAGAUCCGCCGCUUUCCAGGACAUCACCGACGACAACUUUCUUGUAUGGGUUUAUCCAAACGGGCGUGUUUGGUAUGACGCGAGAAUCUCAAUUGUCAGCUCCUGCAAUAUGGAUCUUUGGAAGUAUCCAUUGGACUCGCAGGAAUGUGCACUUCGGAUACUCUCAUAUGCUUACCCAAUGACAGUUCUUCGUCUUCUCUGGUCAGAAAAAGAGGACGUUCCGGCAAUCGACCGUAAUCCAGACAUCACCAUGCCGGAUAUGUCGUUAAAACACAUUAGGACAGGAUAUUGCAACGGAACUUAUGCCACUGGAGAAUGGAGUUGUAUGACGGCCAUUUUCUAUGUGGAAAGAGAAAUGAUGCACCAUGUCAUGCAGACUUAUGUGCCUACAGCUCUAAUAGUUGUGAUUUCCUGGUUUAAUUUCUGGCUGGAAAUUGACUCAGCUCCAGCAAGAGUAUCGUUGAGCAUUACCACUCUCCUAACAAUUUCAACACAAGCUAAUGCAGUGAAACUUGCAUUGCCAGAAGUGAGCUACAUGAAAGCUAUCGACGUAUGGAUGGGAUCUUGCAUGGCAUUCGUAUUCGGUGUCAUGAUAGAGUUUACAAUUUGUCACUACGCUAAGAAUUUGGAGAUGCUUCGUGGCGACGGACAACCGUCGCUGAUCGUCGACACUGCUCUCUCAACAUUGUUCGGAGCGGCCCGAGAUAUAGACGAUCUGGUGCGAAAAGUGGCCACGCUUAACGAGGAGGAAGGUGUUCGGGGGGACGGAGAACAACAUAUUGCAUUGAAUAUGCUAAAUCCAGAGGAGCCGCGGCUACGCUCGUUGAAUCAAAACAACGAUGUUACGGCGAACGGGACCAGAUAUUUCGUUGGUGCGGAAAGGAUGAAGCGGAAACGGUCAAAAGCGUCGCUAUCCAGACUUCGUCAACAGGUAGCGAGCAUGCGUCACGCUACGAUUGACGUCUCUCGUCGUGCUUUUAACUGGACACGCGCCCUUCGAAAUCUACGCGGACGGCGAGUGGCUCAACGCAUUGACGAGCGGUGUCGUAUUGUAUUCCCGAUGAUAUUCUUGCUAUUCAAUGUGGCCUACUGGAGCUUCUACCUUGUCUUCAACUAGCAUUCUCUUAUUCACUGUGAUUGAUCUCUACGUUGUGCAUGUCCUCAAAUCUUUUCUUGUUUUUUUUCUCAUUUUUCUUGAUUCAGGUUACCAACUCGCUAACUUUUCAACAUUUACGAUGAUGAUAUUAGCCAUUUUAAUUUGAAAAUAAAUUAUUAUGUAUUAAG
Molecule: messenger RNA, 1652 nt
Organism: Caenorhabditis elegans
Lineage: Eukaryota; Metazoa; Nematoda; Chromadorea; Rhabditida; Rhabditidae
Gene: lgc-40
Product: Ligand-Gated ion Channel
Exons: 10
Coding region: 1-1485 (494 amino acids)
Biological process (GO): excitatory postsynaptic potential; monoatomic ion transmembrane transport; monoatomic ion transport
Cellular component (GO): postsynapse; membrane; plasma membrane
Molecular function (GO): transmembrane signaling receptor activity; monoatomic ion channel activity; extracellular ligand-gated monoatomic ion channel activity
Source: RefSeq, marked reviewed